Messenger RNA from Lathyrus oleraceus (garden pea), 582 nucleotides. Its product is annotated as U11/U12 small nuclear ribonucleoprotein 31 kDa protein-like. Gene Ontology annotation, molecular function: RNA binding; zinc ion binding. NCBI's taxonomy places the organism in Eukaryota, Viridiplantae, Streptophyta, Magnoliopsida, Fabales, Fabaceae. The record is from RefSeq and is a predicted model, not a curated record. The transcript has a single exon. Gene Ontology annotation, biological process: mRNA splicing, via spliceosome. Gene Ontology annotation, cellular component: U12-type spliceosomal complex. The coding region runs from base 1 to 582 and encodes 193 amino acids.
AUGCUCUUCUCUACUUUCGGCCGCAUCGCGUGUGUAACCGUUCUCAAAGACCGUCACACGCGCCUACGCCGCGGUGUCGCGUUUGUCCAAUUCGUUUCUCGUAAUGACGCCCAACGCGCCGUAGCGGAGAUGAAUAAGAAGAUUCUCAAUGGAAGGACUCUAACUGCUUCUAUUGCUGCUGAUAAUGGACGUGCUCCGGAGUUUAUUCGGAAGUGCAUGUACAUUACUGAGACUGCUUUGUGUUAUGAGUGUGGGGGGCAUGGUCAUUUGUCGUAUGAGUGUCCGAAGAAUCAGUUGGGGCCGAGGCCGCGGCCUCAGCAUAAGAAGCCGCGACGGGGAUUUAGUGGGCUGAGGGAUAGGGAUGGGGAGGAGGAAGGUGAUGAGGAGGAGGAGGAGGGUGGUCAGAUUGCUGCGGAGCAGUUUGACGAUAAUUGGGCUUCUGUUGUGGAUGAUGAAGCGGGUGAAAGGUUGCUGGGGAGAAACAGAAAUGAUGAUGAGGGUUUGGACAACAACAAGACGAAGAAGAAAGGGAAGAAAGCUGGGUAUUUCAGGGAUGAGAGUGAUCAUGACGAUGAUGAUUGA